Aricia agestis (brown argus) is the source of this 1718-nucleotide messenger RNA. RefSeq lists its product as uncharacterized. Lineage: Eukaryota; Metazoa; Arthropoda; Insecta; Lepidoptera; Lycaenidae. The transcript is spliced from 6 exons. The coding region runs from base 587 to 1069 and encodes 160 amino acids. The record is from RefSeq and is a predicted model, not a curated record.
GAGCAAGGACAGACGUGGCGGAAGAUAGCGCUAGUCUUUAGCCGAGCGUCACACAAAAUACGCCAUCUCCGCUAAUCCAGCUGUAAAAAAUAAAUAAAAAGUGAGCGCCAAAAUCCGCAUUCUAUUUUUAAUAUUUCAAAUUCCUGGAGUUUCCCUCGUGUUUAUUUGUGAAGAGUUUUGGUGAAAUUUUAGUGCAACUUUAAGCGACUUCAGUUUUUUAAAUAAUUACUAAGUAUAUAAACAUAUUAAAACUUUUGCAAUUUCAUGUCUUCGAGUGAUUUAAAUAAUAAACAUUGUUCAGUGAGCGCGGAAGCCGAAAAUAGACUUACAUAAUCCCUGUUUGUAAAUAGAACUUAGAAGUGAAUCAACGCUACAGAAUAAUUUUAGUGUACACUUCAACGUAUCGAAAAUACAACGAAAAUGCAUAUCAUACGUGGCCACAGUGUUAAAAGAAAAUUUUGCCAUUUCUGGACGUAUGGUAAAUAAAAUAUAAAGUGUGCAAGACUUAAGAAGGAUCUUCUUACGAGGUUGAAGACGCACAAUUUUCAAAUGACGUCAAUGAUUCAAAUUCACCUUUGAUGUCAACAUGGGAUUGCCGAUGCUGCGUCGAUGCUGCGGCUGCCUAUCCCUGGAGAUAGGCUGCUUCGUGCUAUGCAUACUAUCCACACUAGCAUGCGUCGGCUACAUCAUAGCCGGGUCCUGGAACCUGCCGCGGCACCGGCAGCGCGAGCUGGAGGACAACCUCAUCUCCAUGACGGCGGUGAUGUUCUCCGCGCUGUCCGCCGUCAGCAACGCCGUGGCGCUGGCCGGCGUCACCGCGAGGCGUCCAGGCUGUCUCCAACUAGCCCUGGUGUUCAACUCGGUGUUCAUCCUGUGCAUAUUCCUGGUGGCGAUCGUCACGUGUCUGUUCAGCCCCGAGCUGGCGCCGUAUAUGAAGGAGCCAGGGAAUAUAGCGUUGGUGGUGCUACUCCUGAUUGGUGGAGCGGUGUUCUCCAUGUACUACUUAAUGGUGAUCAACAGCCUCUACCGUAAGAUGAAGAUGUCAUAUAGCGAGACGCUGCCCAUGUAGCUGCAUAUACAGCACUACCAUAAUAUCUUGAAUCUUUAAGGAUGGAAAAAUCAGGUCAACGGGCUCUAACGCCACAAGAAGAUGCCCUAGAGCGAAGAUCCACUGUUGCUGCAUCCAGUGCUAACAGAUGCACAGGAUCUUCUGGGACCAAAAUCACACUAACAAGUGAUAAAGACCCUGUAGCUACAUAUACAGUGAAGAUCCACUGCCUAUAUUGUUGCUGCAUGCAGAGCUACAGCAUCUUCAGGCGCGGGACCAAAAUCUUAUCAACAGUUGAUAAAGACCCCGUAGCUGCAUUUCUAGCUAAAAGGAUCAUUUUAAUAGCCUGUAGAGUAACAUUAAGAUGUCUUACUACCACACUGUAUUGCUAGUGUCGCAGCUGCAUGCAGUGCUGCAAGGUUUUUCUGCCCGAGACCACCGCCAUCUUGAAAAGUGUCUUCUUAGCGGCUGCGCAAGUAACAGUUGUACAAUAAUAUUAUGUGUGUGUGCCUGUGUGUAUGAUACAACGGUGCUGUUAAGCGAUUUUUUAUUUCUGGCUGGUCGGGCCGAAACUUCGUCAAAACAUUUUAUAAAAUAUAGGCUGUGCUUAAUUUAAAACUUUAAGAAUCUUUAUUGCGUACUCUUAGAGAAUUUGGUACAUAAGUAUUGA